GAGUGGGAAACAUUUUGGGGGGGCACAGGGUUCUGAGAGAUUGAUGGGUUGACAGGGGAGAGGGCAGUUGCAGGAGGUAGUGGACCUGGCCCCAGGAAACCCAGCUCACGCGUUGGUGGUUCUUAACACGCUUGUGACAUUUUACCUUGUCAGUUCUUAUUUUUGUUUUAAUUUUCCCCCCAUUCAUCAUUAAGCAGAAGGGGCAGCAGAGGAAGGAAUAAUAAGCUGUGCAGGACUGGAUCUAAACGCGGCAAAGAGGGAACCUCCAGAAAACAAGAAGUCAUAAGUGUCCCACUUUUAGGAGCCACCCCACCCCCCUCGAACCCCGUGGAAACUGGGCGGCCCCGAGCAGGCCCCGCAGUCGCUCAAGAUGGCCGCCUUGAAACGGAGCCGCCGGCAGGCCUGGCCAGAAGAGGAGGGCGACCGGGAGCACGGGCUCUAUAGCUUGCACCGCAUGUUUGACAUCGUGGGCACCCACCUGACCCACCGCGACGUCCGGGUCUUGUCCUUCCUCUUUGUGGACGUCAUUGACGACUACGAAAGGGGGAUGAUCCGCAGUGGGCGGGACUUCCUCCUGGCGCUGGAGAGGCAGGGCCGCUGCGACGAAACCAACUUCCGCCAGGUGCUUCAGCUUCUGCGGAUCAUCACCCGCCACGACCUGUUGCCCUAUGUCACUUUAAAGAGGAGGAAGGCCGUGUGCCCGGAUCUUGUAGACAAGUACCUAGAAGAGACUUCCAUUCGCUACGUGACGCCGCGAGCCCACAGCAGCGCAGAGCACGUUCCUUCCCACCAACACAAAUCUGUGCCUCCCCACCACCCGCUGGUCUGCUGCUCCUCUUCAGGCCCCCAGAUCUGCACCAAGAGACCUGGCCGGGGACGAGCCCUCCUUGGGAGCCAGCGGAAAAGGAGGAAGUCGGUGACACCAGACCCGAAAGACAAACAGACGUGCGACAUCCGCCUGCGAGUCCGAGCAGAGUACUGCCAGCACGAAACGGCCUUGGAGGGGAACGUCUUCUCCAACAAGCAGGACCCCCUGGAGCGCCAGUUUGAGCGCUUUAGCCAGGCCAACACCAUCUUGAAAUCCCGGGACCUGGGCUCCAUCAUCUGUGACAUAAAGUUUUCGGAGCUCACUUACCUCGACGCUUUCUGGCGCGACUACAUCAACGGCUCGCUACUGGAGGCCCUCAAGGGGGUCUUCAUCACAGACUCGCUCAAGCAAGCGGUGGGCCACGAGGCCAUCAAGCUCCUGGUCAACGUGGACGAAGAGGAUUACGAGGUGGGCCGUCAGAAACUCCUGAGGAACUUGAUGCUCCAGACGGCACCUUGAACCUCGGUUGCUGUUAUUCCCCCCACCCUGUCCUCUGCCUCUCCUUUGGAUGAUUUUUUUCCCGGGGUUUUUUUUUUCUCUCUCUCAAGAAAAGGAAAAAAAACAUCUUAAAAGGAAUGAAACCUCAAGCUCCCUGCCAUGUACUUAGUAACUGUACGGUCUGUUUCGACACGAGGAUGAGCGCUGUGGUUGGUUUUUUCUUUUUCCCCCAGUUGGGAACCAAAACAGGAGAUGGAAAUUCCUGGGCUCCUCCCUGCCUGCAAGGGAGAUGCGGGGGCCAUAUCCCUGCAGGUCAGCUGAGCAUCUUCGCUCAUUGACCGAUGCUCCUCUGGUCUCUCGUCUUUUCUUAACCACAUUCUCUCUUGUGCUGUCUACUUCUCUCCUGGGUUUUUUUGUUUUUGUUUUCUUUUUGGUACUGUCUCUCCAAAACAUUAGACUGUCCUGUGGUGUGCCAUUGCCCAGAAAGGUCUAAGCAGGUGCGGCGAGGUCCAGAAGGCGAGACUUCCACUCUUUAUAUUAAAAAUAAGAAGCAAACCUGAACGUGGCUCUUCUUGUGCCAGGAACAUCUUAACACCGGUGUUUUUUCUUUCAAGCUGUGAGUUCCAUGGGUGGUGAGACAGGGUGGGGGAGGAACGGGGCGUCUCGGAGUGGAGUUGGGGAAGAAAGCGCUUGCAUCUUAACCAGACGCACCACCUGCCCCCUCCUUGUAGCAAUGUUCUUAUAAGUGACACUCAAGGCCUGCCAGUUGGAUUUAGGAAUGGUUAUGCAAUUGACUUUGGUGGGGGUGGGGGGGAGUGUGGAUGGGAAGGACCCUCGCCUAGAAGGAAGUCGCGGCAAGGGUGGGGGUCCAGACACAAGGGACAAAAUGGUCUUUGGGACCUUAGCUGCUCUGGAAGACUGUUUUCUUCUGUGCGUGUGGGAAGAGCGUGCUUUGUCCCAGGCCAGCUAGCUCAGCUGUAAUAAAUUUGAGUGUUUGUUCUCCCUCCCACCUAACCCUUUCCCCUGACGUGUGUCCUGAACAGAGAGUAUUUCCAGCCAGCCCCCCCCCCCCCCGAUCCACUGUGUGUGCCUUUCCCUCAACCUUUGGUGGAGGGAUCGUCUGCCUCCAAAGACAACAGAGAAAGGGCCACCCGUCUGAGGCCUUUUCUCACCUCUCUGAAACCACACAAGCACCACGGCCGGCCUUGCAUGGGUGCAAAGGGCAAGGAGGAGGUGGAAGGGAUUGUUCCAGCUGCGAAUGGCUGUGUCAGAUCAGAGCCAGGAGGACAAGGCAGUCCAGCCUUCCACCUUCUUUGCCAUUUUGUGUUUUUUUCCAGGAACAUGAUCCUCCAGUUUCUCGAUCUGGGCUUGGCUCUUGGCUUACUCCCCUGGGAAGGCUGCAAAAGGGAUGUGUUGCAGGAGCUCCUUCCGCUCUUGCCUUCUGUUCAGGUGGUGCUGGGCACCACAGCAGUUGCCUCCCGUGUCUUGUCCUAUAUUAAAUAAGCUUUCUCCCCCCCCCCUUUUUGAGCUGCUGGGAGAAGCUUGAGGGGUGAACAUUCCCAGGGGGCAGAGAGGACCCUGGUGGUUUAUUGUUGGGUGGGGCAGGUGGGCUUAAAAUGCACUGUUAGGUUUUGGUAAGACUGCAACUUGAGAUGGGGCGACUCCCUGCCCCAGGAGAUGGAUUGGGACUUCCUUAGGCUCCGUUAGUGGGGGAAAUCAAUUAUUUUUUAUUAUAAAUGCAUAUGUAUUGGUAGGAAGAAGCCUGCUCAAGUAUCCCAAGUCACUCUUUAAAAGGGAUUAUCUAUUCUUUUUUCUUUAAUUUUUUUUAAGUUUUGCUCCUGAAUUUUUGUGUUUCCGUUGGGUGAGUUACACAUGCUGCUUUUGGGAUUCCAUUGGAUUACACUAAGUAUGUAUUGUGAAAUCGCCUUGGCAAGCCAUGGUCGUGUUUCCCUUGGGUUUUGGAUGCCUAUUCCAGAAAGCUUGUAACUUCUGAACAGCAUCGUUUCCCCCCCAACCCAGGCAAUAUAAUCUUGGUAGCCCCCUCCCCCCCCCGACUUCUUUCAGAUGGCACAUAUGGUAGUAUUCACUCACUUCCCCCCACUCCUCUUCAAGUUUCUCUUUCUGGCUUACUAGUCAAACAAGAAGGCUCCAUCUAAGAAAUGUAUCAACAGGAGCGUUCCAAUGGUGGGGCGGUUUAUCUGACUGGCAGGCAAAAUCAAGUGGCGUUGCUCUUUACCCUUGGGCUGUACCAUUUCAACUGGUUUUUUUUUAAUGUACAGAAAAACAAAGGGCAUGUUGAUUUAGUUUUAAGACAUGGUACUUGUUUUAUUGGGGGGAGAAGAAACUAGAACUCUUACCUUGCAUUCUGUAAAUUGCUUUUUUUAAAAAAAAACAACAACCAGAGAGAAAAGGGCUAGAAAGGACAAAAAAAGCCUUUAAAAAGAAAAGGCUAAUAAUGAUAGGAAGAAAGCAGAGGAUAUUUUGUCCUAGUCUUCUCCUUGACAUGCCACUUUCAUAGCAACCAUUGUUUCAGCCUGAAGUUGGUACAGUCCAGGGUAAGCUAUGCCACUCAACUUGAUGGAUUGUGUAAUCAGGUUUUGAGCCAAAAUCUAAUCCUGCAUUGGUUGGGAAAUAUUCCACUUGAUGUGCAAGUAUCUAAUGUCUCUUAUGCUCUGCAACCGCCUUCGCCAAGCUGGCAUCUUUCAGACGUUGUGGGAGUACAGCUCUCAUUAGCCCCGAUGGGAAUGUUAAUCCUGCAACAUCCAGAGGGCACAAGCUUGCCAAAGGUCAACUGUACAAGGUAUCUUGGCAAAGUGUGCAAGGGCCCCUGCCGCUAUCCUUUGUGUACCCCCCUCACUCACACGCACACACACUCCCCAUUUCAAAACACAUCUGGCACAAAUUUGUGUAAAAUCUGUGACUUCUGUUUUUUUUUUUUAAGGAACUUCCAGUGUAACUGGUCAUAAUCCCAGUGUAGCUUUGUUUUUCCUCAGAAUAAUAAUAAUAAAAAUCUUCUGCCUUUU
Molecule: messenger RNA, 4329 nt
Organism: Podarcis raffonei (Aeolian wall lizard)
Lineage: Eukaryota; Metazoa; Chordata; Lepidosauria; Squamata; Lacertidae
Gene: DEDD
Product: death effector domain containing
Exons: 6
Coding region: 371-1327 (318 amino acids)
Biological process (GO): apoptotic process; extrinsic apoptotic signaling pathway via death domain receptors; regulation of apoptotic process
Cellular component (GO): nucleolus
Molecular function (GO): protein binding; DNA binding
Source: RefSeq, a predicted model, not a curated record